Messenger RNA from Prunus armeniaca (apricot), 504 nucleotides. The record is from the annotation of a GenBank genome assembly. NCBI's taxonomy places the organism in Eukaryota, Viridiplantae, Streptophyta, Magnoliopsida, Rosales, Rosaceae.
AUGCAAGAGCAAGCGACGAGCUCCCUUGCCGCGAGCUCUCUCCCGUCGAGCAGCGAAAGGUCUUCGAGCUCUGCAUUCCAAGUUGAAGUCAAAGAAGGCAUGGAAAGUGAUGAGGAGAUCAGGAGAGUGCCGGAGAUUGGGGGCGAAUCGGCCGGAGCAUCAAUCUCCGGCAGGGAAACCGGUUCGUUGGCCGGUCCGGACCGGGCCCAAGUGGUAGGUGAGGGGCAAAGAAAGAGAGGAAGAAGUCCAGCUGACAAGGAAAGCAAGAGGCUGAAGAGGUUGUUAAGAAACAGAGUUUCAGCACAGCAAGCAAGGGAGAGGAAGAAGGCAUACUUGAGUGAUUUGGAAGUGAGAGUCAAAGACUUGGAGCAGAAAAACUCUGAGCUUGAGGAGAAGCUUUCCACUUUGCAGAAUGAGAAUCAGAUGCUUAGACAUAUACUGAAGAACACAACGGCAAGCCGGAGAGGAGCAGGCAGUAAUGCAAAUGCAGAUGGAUCCUUAUAG